UUUACUAGCCAUCGGACUACGAUUUGGAAACAUUGCCUAAAACGCCAAUACGGUGGUAUUUUAUUCACAAAAUGACAAAGUUGAAGCUGCUAAAUGUGUUUUUAAGUGAGAGAUUAGCUGUAGCUGCUAAAGAAAUAUUUAUAGAGGUGGAAAAUAUUUUAAUCGAAUACCAGGAAGAAAUCACUCGUUCAAAGGCAGAGAAUGACCGUCUUCGCGGGCUACUGGACGUCGCUUUCCAGUUUACGCCAGCACAACAGCCCAUUCAGCUUAUAGCCUCUGAUGAGGAGGUUUCCCCUAAGCACCAGCAGCACUGUGAACAAGAGUGGAGCCCCAGUCUGGGCCAGGAGGACCCAGAGCCAACACAGUUUAAAGAGGAACAGGAGCUCAGGACCAGUCAGUUGGAAGAGCAGUUUCAAGGGCUGGAAUCGGAUACGGAAUCCAUAUUCACACCUUCCUGUGUGAAAAGUGACUAUAAUCAGGAUUCGCCUCAGCCCAUAAAUCUUUACCAAAUUCAAACUGUGGAGGUCGGAGAGGGAAAAUCUCCGUCUCUCCCCGCCAACAAAACUGAAGCAAUCAAACCAGAACCCGAAGGAGAGGGCUUUGAAAUAUCCGAACCAAGCAAUCCACAAUCCUUCUAUGCCAUGAAUCUAGACAAUGCUGAAGCUCAGAGUGAAAAUGGUAUAUAUUUCAAUGAGAUAGACAGUGAUGGACUUCCCUCUGAGUUUGAGGUACCACAGCCAAAUCAACCGAGCAGUGCCAGGAGAGGGCAAAGAAUAUGCACAGCGAAGACUGUGAAAAAGAACCCUGAUGAGAAGCCGUACCAGUGCAACGUCUGUGGGAAAAGUUUUCAUCACAUGUCCAAACUUAGAACACAUCUAAGGGUACACACAGGAGAGAGGCCAUUCAGCUGUCCAGAGUGUGGGAAAUGUUUCAGCCAGUCUGGCGAAGUCAACAGACACCUUAAAACACACAAUCGGCACAGGGCCUAUUUAUCCGGCCUAUGAGGGAGAUGCACCCUCUCUUGUGUCGAACUAUGAAUAAAAAAAUAAUAAAGA
Molecule: messenger RNA, 1055 nt
Organism: Salvelinus namaycush (lake trout)
Lineage: Eukaryota; Metazoa; Chordata; Actinopteri; Salmoniformes; Salmonidae
Product: gastrula zinc finger protein XlCGF48.2-like
Exons: 2
Coding region: 72-1004 (310 amino acids)
Cellular component (GO): nucleus
Source: RefSeq, a predicted model, not a curated record